Molecule: messenger RNA, 7935 nt
Organism: Sceloporus undulatus (fence lizard)
Lineage: Eukaryota; Metazoa; Chordata; Lepidosauria; Squamata; Phrynosomatidae
Gene: SYDE2
Product: synapse defective Rho GTPase homolog 2
Exons: 7
Coding region: 114-3977 (1287 amino acids)
Biological process (GO): signal transduction
Source: RefSeq, a predicted model, not a curated record
GGAGAGGGGCGGCGGGGGAGGGAGACGGAGCCUCCGUCGUCCUCCUGAGAUGAGCAGGAUGCGGAUGCUGCUGGUGGGCCCUUCUUCCUCGGGAGGGAGGCCCUAGCCGCCCCAUGGCCGACCCCCUGCGCAGGACCCUCUCCAGGCUGCGCGGGCGGCGAGGGGCGGAAGGGGACGGGCGCCUGCUCCGCCGGGGGAAGGCCCCAGGCAGCCACGGGGCCACGGCGGGGAAGAGGGGGCAAGAGGGGCCCCGGCAGCCUUCCUCCACCGAGAGGGCGCCCCCUUUCUCCCCGGGGAGCCAGCAGCAGGAGGACGGGCAGGAGGAGGACCAGGAGGAGGAGGAGGAGGACGGGGACUACUACGACAACCAGCGCCUGCUCCUCGGCGGCGGAGGAUGGGGCUGCGGAGCCAGGCAGAGGGCCGCCGCCGUCGGAAGCAGCAGCGCCAGCAGCAGCUCCAGCAUCAGCGCCGGCGACCAGGCGCGGCUCCGGAUCCAGCUGCAAGAGGCCUACUGCCUCCUCCUCCGCGCCAUGCACGACCUGCCCCCCGCCAGCGCCCCUCGGGAGGAGAGCCCCCUCCUCGGCAUCGCCCCCGGGGACCCUUCCUUCCCCUGCUGCCCCCGGAGGAAGGGCCUCAGCCGGAGCCUGGGAAGCCUCCCCGGGGCCUCCUCCUCCUCCUCCUCCUCCUCCUCCUCGCCAGGACCCCAGCCCCCGAGGGCCAGCAGGAGGCGCUGCGGGAGCCUCGGGGCCAGGCUGCCUCCCCCGACGGCGGCCAGAGAGGAGGCGAGUGUCGGGAGCAGGGAGGGCGCCCCUCUGCCCACAGCCCCCUCGCCAUCGCCAUCGCCGCCUCCGCCUCCUCCUCCGUCGCUGCUCCCCAAAGAGGCCUACAAGCCCCCCGCCGCCCUGACGGUCAGGAAGCUGCAGAAGUGGAUGUACAAAGGACGGCUCCUCUCCCUGGCCCUCAAGGGACGCCCCCGGGACCCCUCGCCCCCUCCGCCGCCACCGCCGCCCCCUCCUCCGAAGGGUCCCCUCUGGAAGGGCCCUGGCACCCCUCUGGGCUCCCAAGAAGGGCCCCCUUCUCCUGCGGCCUCCUCCUCCACAGGACAAGGCCACAAGGCACACAAAGACCAAAGAAUCUUGCUGACAGAUUUGAUAGAAAAUGUUUACAUACCUUCUGUGAGCAGAAGAGAACUUAAGACCUUUAAAGCCACUGAAGGCACUGAAUGCAGGCCCCGGUUUGCUAGCAUCACCGUGUCCAAGAAGCGGAACUGGUUACGUCAAAGUUCUCCAAGGGUAUCUAAUUUGGAAAAAGGAAAUGCUUAUAAGAAAAUGUCAGGAGAAAGUCCCCAUGCACUGAAAUUUCCAAGUCCUUUGCUUGAGCCGAAGAUGUCGCAGACUUUUUCCAAGAAACUGCUAGGGCAUGAAAGCCCUAAGAGAAGUGUCAGUUCUCUUUGUGCUGCUGAGAAUGGGACGAGCCCUUUGACAUUGCAAAACCCUGCUUUGGAUUCCAGCGAAGAUAAUGAUGCAGAUGAUGAAGGAGAAAUAUGGUACAAUCCUAUCCCUGAAGAUGAUGAGCCUGAUUUUGCUUGUUUCCUAGGUGGAAAUGUUGAUCGUUCAGACUCUCAAGUAGUUCAUUACAAGUUGUCCUCUGGGAACUGUCUGGUUAAAGUGGCAGGACAUAAUGAACACCUUCCACACUUCUCAUCCUCUGCUGGGAGGGACGUUAGUCAAGUAGAUUGUGUGCAUUCCAUGGAACUUUUGCAAGUACACAAGCCAAAGCCCACAUGCAGUAUUCUGACUGGGUUUGUCACAGAUGAUUGCCCUACAUUAAAAGUUACUUUGGGAGGACCCGGAGGUAUAUCUUCAAGCAAGCCUGACACAGGAACAGUUGAAUGUUCACCUCCAAGUCCUAACCCUUUGAAAAAAGGUGGUUCAAUAAACUGGUCUUUCCCUGAUAAAAUAAAAUCCCCAAGAACGGUGAGGAAACUUUCUAUGAAAAUGAAAAAGUUGCCUGAGCUCAGCAGGAAGCUGAGUAUCAAAGGAAAUUCAAGCCAUAAUAGCUCAGACAAUUCUUCGUUGCUUAAACAUAAUUGCCAGGACAUGGGCCAUGCGGCGUUAUCCUCUUCUGGGAACAUGGUGGCUGCUGCUGCUAGCAGGAAUGUUAUAAGCCGCUAUCAUCUUGAUAGCAGUGUAUCCUCACAACACAGCUACAAAAAGAAAAGCAACAGGAGUUCCAAAUCCUCCAGCAAAGGGGGCUACCUCAGCGAUGGAGACUCUCCUGAGCUUAUAGCUAAAUCAGGGAAACACACUGCUGAAGGCAGAGCUGGGAAAGGAAAGGAAGGAUUCCUAAGCAACAAUGGUACUAAGACAGAAAUAGACAUUGAUGCUUUUAGGCACUACAGUUUUUCUGACCAGCCCAAAUGUUCCCAGUAUAUAUCUGGUCUCAUGAGCAUUCAUUUCUACGGUGCGGAGGAUUUGAAACCGCCUCGGAUGGACUCCAAAGAUGUCUUCUGUGCAAUCCAAGUAGAUUCAGUUAAUAAAGCGCGGACUGCCUUGCUGACAUGCAGGACAACCUUUUUGGACAUGGAUCACACUUUCAACAUAGAAAUAGAAAAUGCCCAGCAUUUGAAAUUAGUGGUCUUCAGUUGGGAGCCCAUGCCAAGGAAAAACCGGGUUUGUUGCCAUGGUACGGUGGUUCUUCCUGCUCUUUUUCGAGUGACAAAGAAUCAUCAGUUGGCAGUCAAGUUGGAACCUAGGGGGCUUAUUUAUGUCAAGCUGACCCUUCUGGAACAGUGGGAGAACUCUCUCAAUGGACUAGAUGGAGAGCGAGAACCGGUAAUGUUUGGGAUAGAAGCUCGGAAAGUGGUUGAGAAGGAAAACGUAGGCUUGAUGGUGCCCCUUCUGAUGAAGAAAUGCAUUAUGGAGAUUGAAAAAAGAGGCUGCCAGGUUGUAGGCCUGUACCGUUUGUGUGGCUCAGCAGCGGUCAAGAAAGAGCUCCGAGAAGCAUUUGAAAAGGACAGCAAAGUGGUGACUCUCUGUGAAAACCAGUACCCAGAUAUAAAUGUGAUAACAGGUGUCCUCAAGGAUUAUUUAAGAGAGUUGCCUUCUCCCUUGAUAACCAAACAACUCUAUGAAGCAGUUUUGGAGGCUAUGGUGAAAAAGCCCUUGAAAAUGACAACUAAUGGGUGUGAGAAUGACCCUAGAGAUUCUGAGCACACAGUGGCUCUCUUGGAUUGCCUGCCAGAUGUUGAGAAGGCCACUCUAAAAAUGCUGUUGGACCAUCUGAAACUGGUGGCUUCAUACCAUGAAGUGAACAGAAUGACAUGCCAGAACUUAGCAGUUUGUUUUGGACCUGUGUUACUGAGCCAGCGGCAGGAAACAACUAAUCAUAACAACAGAGUUUUCACGGAUUCAGAAGAACUCGCCAGUGCCUUGGAUUUCAAAAAACACAUAGAAGUUCUACAUUACCUUCUCCAGUUGUGGCCAGUGCAAUACUCAGCUGCCAAAGAAUCUGCACUGACUGAGCAGCAGUCCUCGGUGAACUACUUGAGACCUAAGAAACAACGGCCUCAAAUGUUGAAUUUAAGCAGUACUGAGAUGUCAGGGAUCCUGAGGUCCAGGCCAGCCAGGCUAGAUAGCCCUUCAAGUAACCGCUAUGCUGGAGACUGGAGUGGUUGUGGAGAGACCUAUUUCAUAAACCCCAAGGAAGCUCCGAGCGAAGCAGAUUAUGAUGAUGUCCCUUCAGAGGAUGCAGAAAGUGGGGAUGAUGGCAACAAAGUGGAUGGUUCAGAGAAGUUGAUCGAACGACCCAAUUGCACGCCCAAAGAACAGACAUUUCAGGCUUAUUUGACAAUGCAGACAAUGGACUCGGCUGUGAACCACCGAGUAAACCUCAAAGACUUGCAAGAAAGCAUUGAUACCCUGAUAGGAAACCUGGAACGGGAACUCAAUAAAAACAAGUUCAACAUCCGUUAUUAAUAGCCUCCUUCUACACCACCUCCUUCUUGGUACGUUCUUUCCCUGUUUCUUUCUCCUCAAAAGGGGGUGGAAUCAUGCAACCAUGAGUUGAGUGCUGGUAUAAUAAUUGCAUUGUGCAGUGGCUUUGAUCUGCUGUAGGGUUAAUGCAUUCACUUACACAUCCGUUGCUAUGUCUUUCUCUCUUCCCUCCUUCUCUUUUGAAGAAGGUAUCAGCUUGACCCUCUGGGUUUAAAACAGUAUGUUAUUACUUGCCAAACAAUUCUAGAAUUUCUUCUUCCCCUUCACAGUACUAUGCACUUAAGAAAUUUGGACAGUUUAUUCAAGAUAUGCAAGGCAUCAUCUCUGUCUACAUUACAUAGGAACAGCACUCCUUGUUCCUGAAACUUUAGCCCUGAUACAGAUAUUCUCCCGGAAGGGAGGAUUAAUGUUGCUGCUUACGUGAUAACAUGCAGCACAAACUGUAGGUAGAUCAUAUUCUACCAUAUUUUGACACCUUUUUUCACUUGUAAUGCGAACGCUGCUAUGAAAAGAAAAUGCUUUCUCUCUCUCUCUCUCUCUCUCUCUCUCUAUAUAUAUAUAUAUAUAUAUAUAUAUAUGAAAAAGUUUAAUUGUACAAAUAUUAAUGUAUUCCUGUAUUAACACUUUCCAGCAAUUAUUUAAAACUGCAAAAAUUAAAUAUUUUUCUAACUUUUGUUGUGUACAUAUUUAUAUAUUAAAAAAUUGAGAUUUGUCUGGGCUGCUUCUGAUAUGGCAGUACAUGGAGGAGUAACCAUAGGGCAUAACAGAGUAUAGGGGAUAACGGUCCAAAAUACACUGCAGAAAUAAUCCAGUUUGAGACUGCUUUAAGUGCCCUGGCUGAAUGCGAAGGAAUUCUGGGAACUGUAGCUUUGUAAGAUAUUUAGGCUUCUCUGUCAGAGAGCUCUGGUGCCACAAUUAACCACAGUUCUCAAGAUUUCCUAGCCAGGGCAGUUAAAGCUGUCUCAAACUGGAUUAUUUCUGCAGUGUGUUUUGGACUAACAUCUCCUGCCACAGAGCACAUGCAUGGGUGCAAGCCAUUAGAGAUAAUAGGUGGUCUGAGGACCAUUCCCGUAACCCGUCCACUUAGUCCCAUCUCAGUCAAGAGACUGAAGAAUCUUUAUAAGGAUGGGCAAAGGCUUCUGUUAUGCCCUAAUGAGGAGCUCUCUGUACAAGGAUACUGUGCCUGCAUCCCUGGAUGGGUCAUGUCCUUUGUACAUAGGUAUUUGGGGAAAGGACAUAUUAGAUUUGAAUAAGAACACAACUUCUAAAAGAGGUGUGUUUAUUGGAUUGCCACAGUAAGCACCCAGUAAUUAAUGGUGGGAUAUGUUGCACCAGAUGGAAGCUGAUGGAUACCUUUUAGGAGUGAACUUUAAGGAGUGAUUUCUUUAAGGCAGGGAUGGGAAUCAAGAUACCCCUCCAGAUGUUGCUGUAUUGCAAGUCCACAUCUGCCAUAAUCAGCAUUGCAAGAAUACUGGGAAUUGCUAUCCUGCAACAUCUGAAAACAUCUGCUUAUCCCUGUUUAAGGUGUCCAAAACUCCAAAUCCAGCUAUUACAGAAUAUUUUUCCAAAUCAUUUUGCCAUUGGUACAUUUCCCUGUCAUAGGAGUUCCUAAAGAUGCUUUGGAGAAAACGAGAUUGGCUGUUUCCAGAAGUCCAUAGUUUUAUACUAAAGUGGUAUAUAUGACACAAAGGUGCACAUCAUGUAAAAAUGUAUGUUACUUAAAAGCAAGUAUAUUUGCAAUGUAUUCAGAGAUCUGAUGCAUUCUGACAGUGGACUAAACAAUAAUACAUGCAGUUACUGUAUAAGCAACUAUCAGUGGCUUUAUUACUGCACAAAUAUCCAAAAACAUUAGAUGUACAUUUUUUAAAAGUGGAAUUUAAGACCAGGUGGGUUUGAAAUCACAACUUGUUUUCUGUUUGAACUUCAAGCAGUGAACAGAAUUCAGGAAUAUGGAUAUAUGUGCCCCAGCACCAAAUUGUUGUUUUGCCUCAUCUUGUGCUAACCAAUCUGACUGGUACAAUUCAGCAUUUCCCUCUCAGUGGGAACAUGCCCUUGUGGACUGAGCUGCACACGAUCUUGAGGGAGGCUAUGGCUUUGUCAUUGAGCAGUUAACCCAAAUCUCCAUUGUCUUAGAAAAGAAAAAUAAAGUAGAUUAUUACACAACUCUAGAGAGGAUUCCAAUUUAUUUGCAGCUGUAUGCCUUCGCUAAUUUGCAACCAUGUUCCCAAGCAUAGUUAAUCAGAAUCACAUUUUACUCAGUUCAAUGCUGCCUACAUCUUGAUAGAAAAGUAGCUCUAGGCUGGUACUCUAGUGUUAUGACUAAUUUAGGGUGACCUUCAUAUAUGUUCAGACUUGCUGCUGAUUUUCCACAGUUGGAAAAGUUACUUUUUUGGACUAUAGUUUACAGAAAUCCCUCAGCCACUAUAGUGAGUGGCCAUAUUGACUGUGGGAUUCUGGGAACUGUUAGCCCUUCCAAGUAACUUGUCCAUUCUCUGGCUAAACACAAAUAAAAUACGUGUGUGUGUGUAUGUAUGUGUGUAUAGUAGUCAUAGGGCUGAUUCGGAGAGUAGCUUGGUACACAGAAGGCACAGAAUGUGAGAGCAAGUAUUCAGAUGGUCAUGUGCCUCUACCUUCAUAAGCCCAUGGCAUGGGUUUUAGGAAUGAUCUCUUGCUUGUCCAGUGCCUAACCACACAUUCUAUACCCCUCAGAAAGAAAUGUAAUGAUUUUAUGGGUUAGAUGGAUAUGUGCAGCUGUAUGUCCAAUUAAAAUGCACUUUGUGUACGUAUGUGUGACUAUAUCCAUAUAUAUCCAUAUAUACAAAUGCCAUAUUCCCAUGAUGUGUUGUGUGUAAAUUCUAGGUGCCAAUUUGGCAAUGAUUUGGAAAGAGGUCACGCAGUAUCCAGCAGCAACAUUGUCUCUGUUUCUUGCCUAUACUACAUAGCAUAGUUCUUUUCAUAUCAGAGCUAUAUGAGCCUUGAGGGUUUGUAGGGGAAAUGUACUGGUCUGUGGGAUUUUUCAUUGUUCCAAAAGCUGAGUAGAUAAUCAUGCCAUCGUAGUGGGAUGGAAGAGGAGGCAAAACUUUAUCCACCUUUUAAAGGUUGACGAAUAGAAAGAGUGCCUUUUAAUUUCAGAAAUAUUAAAAGUAUUAGAUAUAAAAAUUACCCAUCUACUAUUUAUCUUGCCAGAUGUCAAAAGUAAGUAUUGGCACCUUCUUAGCCUUGCCCUUGGAAGGGUCAGUGUGAUAAACCUUUAUUAAAUUUGUUUGCAAAUGUUUGAUAUCUUAGUCGUUAACCAAAGCAAACUCAAAUCUUAUGCAAGUCUAAAUGAAAACUAAACCUCUAUCCUUUGUUCAGCAAUAAGACUCAAGCAAUAAAAAUUAUACAGCUAGUUGCCUCAUAAAAGAUAAAGAUGGAUUUGGUAAUGUAGGUGGGUGUUUUAAAUAGCAAUCUUUUAAAAAUAUCAGCCAUGGACCUAGUCAUCUUUUAAAGAACAUUUUGAAAUCUAGCCUACUCUACACUGUAGGAUUUAAUUUUGUUUUUUGUUAUGACAUUAUCAGCCCCUUUGAUUUCCUGUGGCCCUGGUUAAAGUGCUACUUAACUUGUUCCUAUGUAUUGUCUGAUAAUUGUUUUUUUUAGUUAUUUAUUUACCAUAGGAUGACUGAAUUUGGUGCACAGUUUUUUUCCCUCAUGUAUGCCCUAAAGAAAUAUUUCAUGAUAUUGUCCAGUCUCCUUUUAUUAAUUUAUUAUUAUUAGUGUGGCAAUACACAAAUACAUGCAUUGCAAUACAAUAACGAUGGUACUGUUUUAAAACAUAAAAUUUAACCUGAAGCAAUUAUUGAUAAGCUGAUGUAUUUUUUUUAAGUAUGUGUACAGGAAGUGGAUUAUUUUUGAAAUAUAAAUGUUAAUUCUGAAUAAAACGUGAAAUAAGAAUAAAAAUGGA